AUGUCCUCGUUCCCUUCUCGCCCGCAGCACGCCAGCGUCAAGACGGGAUCAACCCAGCCAGAGUACACCAAGCACAAGUCGAUGAAACAGUUCUUCAACCACAAACGCCUCCAGCUCCAGCAACGGACACCCACACACUUCCACUUCCACGACCGCAUCAAGCCAGGCACUCCUGGCCACAGGGUGUUGCCCUUCCCAGCCAGCCCACCACGUGGGUUGCACUCACCAGAGGAGGCCGCCGCGGAGAAGAAACGCCGUGUCAAUAAAAAGUACCUUACCAUUUUGAAUCCGGAGUGGUGCCUACGCAGAAGACAGCUCGUCGAGAUGUGGAACAAAGACAUAUACACGAGACGCCAGCUGAAGGAUCAGAGGAGGGCCACGCCGAAGAUGAAGGCGUUGGUCAGGGAAUUCAGGUUGAGCGAGGUCGUCAACGAGGACAGGGAGUCAGUUGGGUAG
Cladophialophora carrionii CBS 160.54 is the source of this 456-nucleotide messenger RNA. RefSeq lists its product as uncharacterized. The transcript has a single exon. The record is from RefSeq and is a predicted model, not a curated record. The coding region runs from base 1 to 456 and encodes 151 amino acids. Lineage: Eukaryota; Fungi; Ascomycota; Eurotiomycetes; Chaetothyriales; Herpotrichiellaceae.